AUUAAAAUUACGAACCUAUACUGGGGAGGCUGUUCCAGUUUUAGGAUUUGUGACUGCAACGGUGGGUUACAACAAACAAAAAAAGACCCUACCCCUGUACAUCAUUGCAGGAAACCGCCCAGCUCUAUUCGGCCGCAGCUGGCUGGAAGAACUCAGAUUAAACUGGCAAGAAGUUUUACUGGUGAAUGAUAGUACCACUGGUUCCCUGCGGGAGGUUUUGGAGAAGCAUUCCAACGUUUUUGAUGGUGAACUUGGCAGCAUGAAGGACAUAACAGUUAAAUUGACCAUAAAACCAGGAAGUAUGCCAAAGUGUCUGAAGGCAAGGCCAGUUCCCUAUGCAAUCAAACCGAAGGUAGAGGCUGAAUUAGACCGGCUGGUUGAAAGUGGAGUACUGGAACAAGUUAGAACGAGUGACUGGGCCACACCAAUUGUUCCAGUAAUAAAAAAAGACGGGUCUCUCAGAAUCUGUGGUGAUUUCAAGGUCACUGUAAACCCUGUCUUAGCUGCUGAGCAGUAUCCAUUACCCUUGAUCGAUGACAUUUUCUCAGGUCUGGCUGGAGGUCAAAAGUUUAGUAAGAUAGACUUAUGUCAGGCUUACCUCCAGAUGCAUGUUGUCCCAGAGUCUCAGGAACUGCUGACGAUAGUUACACACAAGGGCCUAUACAGGUAUAAGAGGCUCCCUUUUGGAAUUACAUCUGCUCCAGCCCUGUUUCAAAGAGCCAUGGAACAAAUCCUGAGUGGCCUCCCUGGUGUCCAAUGCUACUUGGAUGAUCUUCUCAUCACGGGGGUCGAUGACAAGACACACUUACAGAACCUGGAAGCUACAUUGCAGAGACUGGAAGAUUAUGGCCUGAGAGUUCGGCGAGACAAAUGUGAAUUUUUCAGAUCCUCAGUUGAAUAUUUGGGCCAUGUUAUUGACAGUACCGGACUGCACAAAGCGCCAUCCAAAGUAAAGGCCAUCACAGAAGCGCCCUCCCCGGAAGACGUGACCCAGCUGAGAUCAUUUUUGGGCCUUCUCACAUAUUAUGCAAGAUUUGUGCCUAACCUGGCCAAUAAGCUCAAGCCAUUACACGAGCUGCUGAAUAACACCAAGACAUGGGAAUGGACAGACAGGUGUGAGGCAGCAUUCAGGGAAGCCAAAAUGGCUCUGUGCGACUCGGAUGCCCUCAUACAUUUGGAUCCCAAAUUACCCAUUCAGUUGGCCUGUGAUGCGUCACCCUAUGGUGUUGGCGCUGUGGUGUCACAUAUAUUACCAUCGGGGGAAGAGAGGCCAAUCGCUUUUGCGUCACGCACCUUGAGCCAAGCAGAAGGAAGAUACGCCCAAAUUGAACGGGAAGCAUUGGCGAUAGUAUUUGGCGUGAAGAAAUUCCAUCAAUAUCUCUUUGGCAGAAAAUUCACUUUACUGACGGACCACCGACCACUCACCUCUAUUUUUGGCCCCCACACUGGAAUCCCUUCGUUAGCUGCCAGCCGCAUGCAGCGAUGGGCUUUACUUUUGUCCGCACAUCAAUAUGACAUUAAAUACCGUAAGGCAGAUCUGCACGGAAAUGCGGAUGGACUGUCUAGGCUGCCAUUGUCAGUCACACACACAGAACCAAAGCCGGCUGAAAUCUUUUAUUUCAAAGAUGUGAUGUCAACUCCAGUAACAUCAGCUCAUGUGAAGAAACACACUCGGGCUGACUCGGUUCUGUCGGAAGUGGUGGACAUAAUCACCCGAGGAAGGAGGGGUAUCAUGACCAACAGUCUGAAACCAUAUCUGGUGAGGAGAAAUGAGCUAUCAGUCCAGGCAGGAUGCCUACUGUGGGGGUACCGUGUCAUUAUUCCACCACCACUAAGAGGGAAAGUGCUCGAUGAGCUCCACUCAGGGCACGGUGGAGUGGUACGAAUGAAAGAGAUUGCACGAAGUUACUUUUGGUGGCCGGGGCUGGAUGCAGCUAUAGAGGAGAAGGCAAAAUCAUGUCAUGACUGUCAGAAACUGAGAAAUCUCCCACAGCUGGCCCCAUUACACCCCUGGUCCUGGCCAGAAGAGCCAUGGCAAAGAGUUCACAUAGACUUUGCAGGGCCACUAGAGGGCAGUAUGUUUCUAGUGGUGGUAGAUGCCCACAGUAAGUGGCCAGAGGUUGCGGUAAUGAAGAACACCUCCACAGAGAAAACGAUCGAAGAACUACGGAACAUGUUCAGUCGCUUUGGCUUACCACAACAACUUGUUAGCGACAACGGGCCACAACUGGUGUCUGAAGAGUUCAAGGCAUUUAUGGAAGAGAAUGGCAUUCAUCACAUUAAAUCUGCACCAUAUCACCCAGCUACAAAUGGGCUGGCUGAAAGAUUUGUCCAGACCAUGAAGCAAGCUCUCAAGUCUACACAUGGCACUCGGUCACUUAACCAGCGCCUCAGUGCUUUUCUGCUGUCAUAUCGGAACACUCCUCACGCUACCACAAAGGUGUCUCCAGCCUCAGCCUUAAUCAAAAGACAGCUUCGUACACGCCUAGAUCUUCUGAGACCUCUGAGGACUAAAGAGGUUGUUCACAGUCAGCAGAGAGCCCAGGUCGACAGAAGAGCUAAAGCACGGCUGCGGACCUUCACGGCUGGGGACCAUGUUCUUGCUCGGAACUAUGCCAGGGGAGAUAAGUGGAAACCAGCGACUGUUUUGGCAAAAACAGGGCCUGUGUCAUACACGGUAGAAACCAGUGACCACCUCGUAUGGCGGCGUCAUACCGACCAACUGCUCCACGCAUCUGGUUCCAGUAAUGACCCGACUGUUGCAACAUCUUCAGUUCCUGACCUCGACAUCUACCCAGAUCAACACCUGGGUGAAUUCCAGAUUCCACCAGUAGAUGGGGAGGUUCCCCCACCUACAGGCGAGCCUGAGCAGAGUACACCACCGCAACCAGAAGGCAAGACCAGUGCCAUUCCUGUGGGUCGUACUUAUCCCAAAAGAGACAGACGACCCCCUGAUAAACUCUCCUAUUAGUCUAGCGACUGACCCACGACGAUGGGGCACAAUAAUCCCCAGGGUUCAGUCUGGGAAUUGAGGCAGUCUACCCUCUUUCCCUAGCUAGGGAAAAUAUUUAAUUAAUAGGCCUACUGUUAUUUGUUACCAGUUAUACACCUUGAAAUAGAGAGUGGCUUGUUUUCUAAAUGUGGGACAUUAAAGUAAAGGGGGAGGGAUAUGUUAUGUAUUGAUGGGUUAAGUUUGUCCCACUGUUCUUUCCGUCCACUCCCUACGGCAGUCUGCCUGUUACUUUUCUGUAUGCAGAUUCCCGGGUUAUUCAAUACAGAAGCAUGUACCCUACUUCAGGUCUCCUGUGUCCUUAAUCUUAUGUGAAUAUGU
Molecule: messenger RNA, 3331 nt
Organism: Neoarius graeffei (lesser salmon catfish)
Lineage: Eukaryota; Metazoa; Chordata; Actinopteri; Siluriformes; Ariidae
Exons: 1
Coding region: 260-2971 (903 amino acids)
Biological process (GO): DNA integration
Molecular function (GO): nucleic acid binding
Source: RefSeq, a predicted model, not a curated record